AGAAAUGUCCAGUCGCGCUUGCCGUAGCGGAGCAGUUUGAAACGGGUUCCUGUGUUAGCGUGAAGGAGAGUGAAGUUUCUGUUCUGAAGUUUUUUUAACCUGCAGUUUUACUCCAGAAUGAACGUUCAGCCCUCAAACCCCAACAACCCCAUCGUCUUCUUCGACGUGACGAUCGGAGGGCAGGAAGUUGGAAGAAUGAAGGUCGAGCUGUUUGCCGAUGUUGUUCCGAAGACUGCAGAGAACUUCAGGCAGUUCUGCACAGGGGAGUUCAGGAAAGAUGGUGUUCCUAUUGGAUACAAAGGAUGCACAUUUCACAGGGUGAUUAAGGACUUCAUGAUUCAAGGAGGAGAUUUUGUAAAUGGAGAUGGCACAGGGAUUUGCAGUAUCUACAGGGGUCCGUUUGCAGAUGAGAACUUCAAAAUGAAGCAUUCUGCCCCAGGCUUGCUUUCUAUGGCAAACAGUGGUCCAGGAACAAAUGGCUGCCAGUUUUUCAUCACCUGUACAAAGUGUGACUGGUUAGAUGGAAAGCAUGUAGUAUUUGGGAAAGUGGUCGAUGGUUUACUUGUCAUGAGAAAAAUUGAGAAUGUGCCCACAGGACCCAACAACAAGCCAAAACUACCCAUCGUUAUCGCUCAGUGUGGAGAGAUGUGAUCUUUUUUUUUUUCUCUUCUUUUUUAAUCAUUAUUGUUAUUACUGUAUCUACAUGUCUGUUUACAUUUGAUUUUUUUUCACAAAUACAAAGACGUUUGAUUUCA
This is a messenger RNA of Astyanax mexicanus (Mexican tetra), 755 nucleotides long. It is a transcript of the gene ppih, whose product is annotated as peptidylprolyl isomerase H (cyclophilin H). Gene Ontology annotation, molecular function: peptidyl-prolyl cis-trans isomerase activity. Gene Ontology annotation, biological process: protein peptidyl-prolyl isomerization; protein folding. Lineage: Eukaryota; Metazoa; Chordata; Actinopteri; Characiformes; Acestrorhamphidae. The record is from RefSeq and is a predicted model, not a curated record. Bases 118 to 651 code for a protein of 177 amino acids. The transcript has 9 exons. Gene Ontology annotation, cellular component: intracellular membrane-bounded organelle.